This is a messenger RNA of Hemibagrus wyckioides, 7158 nucleotides long. RefSeq names its product tenascin. Lineage: Eukaryota; Metazoa; Chordata; Actinopteri; Siluriformes; Bagridae. Bases 323 to 6769 code for a protein of 2148 amino acids. The transcript is spliced from 19 exons. Gene Ontology annotation, molecular function: protein binding. The record is from RefSeq and is a predicted model, not a curated record.
UCUCUCUCUCUCUCUCUCUCUCAUUCCCUUCUUCCCUCCUCUCACUCUUCUCAGUCAGUCCAUCAGUACUCUCUGAGACUGGUCAGUGGAAAAAAAGAAAGAGAGAGGGAGAGAGGUGAAGGAGUGACAGACUGAGAGCAUCCCUCUCUACUCAGGUUCUGCAGUGGAGUUAAGAAAUAUAAAGGAUCUCUUCGGACUCGAGAAGAAGAACCACAGCAGAAAAACGUUCCAGGAUUUUAAGUGAAAACACACACAGACGUCUCCUGAGUUCGGACACAAACUUUACUCAGGAGCCUCCUGGCAUUUUGAGUUUUAAGCAACAAUGCCAGUCCUCUUGCACCUCAUCCUCUUCCUCAUCCCAAGCCCCACCCUGCUUUCCCAUAGUGCAUCUGUUCCCUCUGAGUCCCAGCCAGUCAAAAUGGUGAUAUCAGAGCAGUGUGUUUCUGACCCCAAUGAGGCCCAAGGUCGUGAGGUUGACCUGACCCCCGGUUCUCCUCUGGUUCUGACCCAUCGGAUUCGUUUGGUUCCUGGUCCUGCUUCCGGAUCGUGCUGCCAGGCCGAAUUCGGGGCUCUCCGUGAGCGAAUCGAGGCACUCGAGAGGGAAGUUUCAGAGCUCAGGGAGAAAUGUGGAGGUCUGGAUGGAGGAUGCUGCACUUCACAGCAAAGUAAAGGAGUGGGCUGCAGCACAGAUCAGUGUUUGAAUGACUGCAGUGACCAGGGCAGCUGCGUGGAUGGGAAGUGUGUGUGUUUCCCUGGAUUUAGUGGACCUGACUGCAGCAUGUCCGACUGCCCCGGAGACUGCAGCAACAAGGGGAAGUGUGUAAAUGGCAAGUGUGUUUGCGAUCCAGGUUUCAGUGGUCCAGACUGCUCAGUUAAAACAUGUCCCAAAAAUUGUAGCAACCAUGGCAGGUGUGUGAAUGGAAGGUGUGUGUGCAAUGCAGGGUUCACAGGUCCAGAUUGUUCUGAAAAGUCCUGUCCCGGAAAUUGCAACAACAAAGGAAGAUGUGUGAAUGGGAAGUGUGUGUGUGAUACCGGAUUCACAGGACCAGAUUGUUCUGAAAAAUCCUGCCCUGGAAACUGCAAUAAUAAAGGCAGGUGUGUAGAUGGAAGGUGUGUGUGCAAUGCAGGGUUCACAGGUCCAGAUUGUUCUGAAAGGUCCUGCCCCGGAAAUUGCAACAACAAAGGAAGAUGUGUGAAAGGGAAGUGUGUGUGUGAUACCGGAUUCACAGGUCCAGAUUGUUCCGUAAGGUCCUGCCCCAACAACUGCAGCAACAGAGGCAGAUGUGUAAAUGGACAAUGUGUGUGUGAUGUUGGCUUCACUGGACAAGACUGCUCUACCAAGUCCUGCCCAAAUAACUGCAGCAACAGCGGAAGAUGUGUGAACGGCAAGUGUGUGUGUAAUCCUGGUUUUGCUGAGCCGGACUGCAGUGAGUGUAAAGAAGGAUUGACAGGACCCGACUGCGCAACAGCCCUGAUUGCUGUGUCUCACCUUAGUACCAGAAACAUCACAGAAUCAUCAGUUACACUCUUCUGGACUCCACCUAUAGUGCAGUACAACUCUUACCUUGUAACCUUCACCAGUGAGAAAGAAAGCGAUCAGAAGAUCACAAAGACGGUGGAUGGCAAAAUCAGUGCUUACACUCAGGUGGGCCUGGCUCCUGGGCAGCGGUACACUGUGACCAUCAUUGGGGAGAAGGACGGCAAGAUGGGCGCCACAAGCAUGACAACGUUCCAAACCUUGAUCUCUGGCCCCAAAAAUCUCAGAGUCGUCAAGACAAGCACAACAUCUGUCAUCGUCCAAUGGGAGGAAGCACAGGGAGAAAUUGACAGAUACAUCCUCUCCAUUUCACCAAAUCAGACAGAUGGGUCUGGCAAAGGAAGGCAAGAGAUAAGGCUGCCUCCUGGGAGAGACUCCGCCCAGAUUGAUAGCCUGGAGCCUGGUCGUUUGUAUGACAUUUCUCUGGUUGCAGUAAAAGAUGGCACGCAGAGCCUGCCGGCAACCGUGCAAGCAACUCCUGACAGGCUGGUGGGUUUUUCUGAUGGGGUCAGGCCAUUAGAUGGAAAAGGACCAAAGUUGCAGGACAGAAGAUUUGAAGAAUACCCAAUUAAGGAAGGACACGAGAAAAAUCAAGUAGUUCAUCAGCAAGAGGAAGGGGCUCUAGAAAUGGCAACAUUUUCAGAGCAACCUAAAAGGAUGAGCAAAAAAGAAAUGGAAGCCAGGACCACCCCAUCACCCUCUCUUCCUUUAGCAACAACUCUGGUCCAACCUUUUCUGGUGCCAUCUAAAACACAGGACCAACAGACGAACAGGAGACUGACAACAUCAAGAGACAGGCAUGACUCUAAAACGUCUCUCCAGUUGCCUCCAUCAUUCAAAUAUAGAUAUUCAGGUAGGCCAAAAUUAUCUGGUUCAUCAACAUUAAGAGCAGACAGGACAAAUAACAGACAACCUACUGCAUCCAUUUCCUCCACAAGUUCUUCUCAAAUGCCAGAAUACACAAAUCCUGUUGGAAAUGUAUCCUCUCUUCAAACAUCUUACCCACUAGGAAUAGAAAAAGAAACCUUAAAGAGGAAGACAACAGCCUCCCAAAAAUCACAACCUGAUAAUCAAGGCUUACUGACUGAAUCUAUCCAAGGAUUCGACAGGGAUUCUUCAGUAGCCAACUUACCAGAAGGCAUCAAAGAUACAGAGAACAGAGCUAAUGGAGACCAUUUUCCAAAACACAAAGAGACAAUAAAUAAGACUCUACCACUUUACCAUCGCACAUCACAUAAGGGUACAUUCCCACAUCGACCUAAUAUUGGUCCAUUUCAAAACCGGACCAGCCCCUCUAAGCACCCCUACAGGAGUCCCCUACGCAGACCCCUUGUGCACAGAGUUAACAGCACUGCUAGGUUCAAGGUGGAACCUGGAAUCAUAAACAGCAGGCAAAGUGUCCUAAACCCCAACCAUACCCGGGUAUUUACCUGGAAAAACAGAACAGUCAUCAGAUUUCCACCAAAAAAUCCUAAUGAAAUAAAACCAAACCUUAAAAAUGACAAAGGCUCCAAAGUUUAUGUUACAGUAGAAAAAACUGCAAGCCAAGAACCAAACAUUUUAUUUUCAGAAGAUGAUGAUGCAGAUCCUAUAUUGAAUAUCUCCUCAUCAACAGACAAUUCUCCAUCCAAAGAAGAAGAUACAAUAAAGCCUGUUAGUAAAGGUUCAGAGAACACCAUUGAUCACAUCUUGCCCAGAGUCACAAACCGAGACAACACUACUUGGCAAAACGUUCCCCACCAUCAAAGGGUACCUGGGGUCUUCAGAGGUAGGCAAAAUGUUUCAAGUCUGAAGAUUAGACCAACAUUUAUACAGAAAAAGAAAAAUAACACAGUCAUCAGACUUCCAUCAAACCUUCAAACUGAAGUAAAUGUAAACUCGACCACCAUUUACAGUCCUCUGAAAGAUAACAAAUAUGAAACAAGGCACAAACAUCCUGAAGAUGCAAGCAAGGAAUCUCGAAUUGGCCUGCCAAUAGACACUGACAUAAACAUAUUCACUAAAAUCACUGCAUCAACAGAGAAACCUCCACCCGGAACUAAUGAGACAUUACAAACUAUUAAUGAAGGUUCAAAAAACACUAUUGAUCACACAAACAAAGAACACAAUCUGCACAGACUCACAAUCAGAUACCAAAAUCUGUCAAGAGUCACAAAUAAAGACCACAACCUACCCAGGCUCCCACUCAGAGACCAUGAGAUAUCAAAGAUCGCAACCAGAGAACAUACACUGCCCAGGGGCAAAAAUGGUGACAACGCCACUAUGCAAAUGCUUAUUGAUAAAAAUGUUGGAUCUGAAAUCAUAAGCCACAGGGGAAAUGUCCCAAAUCCAAAUCUUAGGUCAAAAUUUACACUAAGAAGAAAAAAUGGUACCCUAGUGAGAAUUCAACCAAAACUUCAUUCCCAAAUCAAACCAAACUCUACCAUCAUUCACCGUAGGCUGAAAGAAGCAGACACUAAAGUUGUUGAAGAUGGAAAAAAAACAGGUACUCUCACAACAGACAGACAUACAGCUGAGAGGAAUUAUGAACUGCAAGCUGCUGCUGUUGAUUCAGAAGCUGCUAAUGAUAACAUUCUGCCCAGUAUAACAAACAGAGAACAGGACUUGUCCAGAAUCACAAACAGAGACCAGCACAUGUCCAGGGUCACAGAGGACCAGGAUCUGCCCAGCAACAUGAACAGAGAUGACAGCACUACUAUGACACAAGUUAUCGAACAGAAUGUGCCACCUGAGACCUUCAGUAAUGAGGAAAAUGUUCCAAAUCAAAGGCUUAGACCAACAUUUAUACUAAGCAACAGUGGCAGAUAUCAACCAAAACCUCAUGACCAAAUAAAACAAAACUCCACCACUAUUCAGAGUGGGCUGACAGAUACAGACCCCAGAGCUGAGAAAGUCUCUAAAGAAACUACAGAAUUUACUGAUCCAGCUGUUGAUGUGGAGUCAGAAGGUGACACACCCAGAAUCACAAACAGGGAAUUCAACAAUAAUGGUCAAAAUGCUCCAACUCGCAAUCUUACAGCAACAAUGAGAAGGAACAAUGGAACAGUCUUCAGACACAAACCAAAACCUAAAUUAAAGCCAAACCUUCAUGGAGACCCAGUACGAAAUACAGAAAGCAACACUACUAGAGCUAUCAGUUCCAAGAGCACCAUAAAUCGCAACUCUAGACCCAACAUUGCACUGCAAAGGAAAACCGGCACGACCAUCCGACCCUCUCCAAAAGUUCUUCCUCAAAUGAAUCCAAAAUCCACUACAGUUCAUGAUGGCACAGGAGGGAGUAAAAACUCCAGAGAUGAUUGGUCCACAGAGGUUCCUCUUUCAACAGAUAAGGCCACAAGCCGAAGAAAUACCACAUUUCCAUCAGAAGAUAACAUCAGUCAAGUGGGAUUCCAGAAUGUGACCUCAAAGGGAUUUAUCAUAAUUUGGGUGGCACCAGAGGGAAGCUUCAAAAACUUUGUGAUCAAAAUUAUAGAGGAGAUUGAGGAUGGGGUAAAUGAGGGUGAUGGCAACAAACAGGACGAAAGGAAAGAGAGGACAGAAGGAAAUGAAUUAACUGCUAAUGUUAUUGAUGUGAGGAGCAGCAACGAUGGGGUUAGAAAGAAAUUCAUCAAGUUGCUCCCAGGUUCUGCUCGCUCGUACCCUGUCGCAGAUCUCACCUCUCAAACCAAUUACUCUGUGAGCCUUUAUGGAACGAGUCCCGGAUUACGUUCCAAUAUUCACACCUUCAUCAUAACAACAGGUCCCGAGCCUCCUUCACACCUCUCCUUUAGUGACAUCACUGACACGUCACUCACUGUAUCAUGGAGACGUCCAAAAAGUUCUGUGUCUGGAUUUAAGGUCACAUACAUACACACUAAAGAAGGAGAGCCGAUCUCAGUGACGGUGGACUCGUCAAGCUCCACCCUCUCUCUGACCAAGCUUUCCCCCGGAUCCCAGUACGAGGUCAGCGUCAUCUCUGUGCUUGGAUUGGACGAGAGCGACGCAAUCAAGGACAUGGUGAUCACAUUGCCCGAUGCACCCACCGACCUCAGGGCCAUAAACAUCACAGAUAGCAAGGCACUGUUGGUAUGGAGACCUGCCCUGGCAACCGUGGACCAGUACAUCAUAACUUACCGCUCUGAGGAAGCUCCUGGCUCAAAUUUGAGCGUCAGAGUGUCGGGUAACGCGGUGGAACAGCAGCUUCAGACUCUGAAGGCAUCCACCAAGUACAGGAUCACCAUCAUCAGCCAACUCCGUGACCAGAAAAGCUCCAGCACACACACCACCUUUACCACGACCAGCGGCUCUCCUGGAAAAGGGGAGCCACCUCGAGACCUGACAGCCAAACAUGUAACUGCACGUGCUGCAUUAUUGUCAUGGAAACCACCAGCUUCAGCGGUGACGAGCUACAAGCUGACGUAUUUCACUAAGGGUGGAGAGCGCAAGGAAGUAACCCUUAAUCCUGGAGUUGCUGAACAUAAACUGAGAGGGCUGCAUCCCUCGUCCACGUACAUGGCACUCCUGCAGGGUGAGAGAGGCGGAGUCUACACUGCGGCCAUCUCCACUGAGUUCACUACAGGGACUCUGCGCUUCCCGUACCCCUCGGACUGCUCUCAGGAGCUGAUGAAUGGAGAGCUGGUCUCGGGUUUGGUGGAGAUAUUCCCUGGAGGAAGAGACGGACAACCUGUCAUGGUGUACUGUGAUAUGGAGACGGACGGAGGAGGCUGGACGGUCUUCCAGAGACGAAAAGAUGGGAAAACCAACUUCUUCAGAGGCUGGCAGGAGUACAGGAAGGGCUUCGGAGAUCUGGAGGGAGAGUUCUGGAUUGGAAACGACUUCCUCCACAAUCUCACGAAGAUGACUCCCAUGAAUAUGAGAGUGGACCUGAGAUCAGAAAACGAUUCGGCCUAUGCACACUACUCCACGUUCUCAGUGGACACUAUGAAGAAACACUACAUGCUGCGAUUGUCUGGAUAUUCAGGCACAGCAGGUGACUCUCUGAGGUACCACGAUAAGCGGCCAUUCUCCACAUUCGACCGCGACCCUCAGCCCUUCAUCACACGCUGUGCCAUGUCCUACAGAGGGGGCUGGUGGUACAUGAACUGCCACGAGGCUAAUCUCAACGGCCAGUACAACACACACACCAACCAUCAGGGUGUGAUCUGGACCACGUGGAAAGGGAAGGCAUUCUCCAUCCCUUUCACUGAGAUGAAACUCCGCCCCGCCUCCUUCAAAUCACACAGUCAGGGAUGAACAGAGUGAAAGAAGAAGAGAGGAACAACAGACACACAUGUACAGACACACUUCAGUUCACUGACAUGAAAAUUGUGUAACCACAUUUUGAACAUUUUAGACGUGAAGCUACACACACACACACACACACACAUAGAGGAUGUUUAUUCAGUAUAUGAUAUUGUACAGUUUGUGGAUUGUCUGUUUAGCACUUCCUGCUUGUAUCCUGUGUAUUUGUGGUAUGUAUGAAUAUUACGUGCUGUAGCUCUCACCUCGACUGAGUGUGUCAGAGAGAUACCGUCUGUACCCGGCUUGUAUUUAUCUAUUCAGAUGUGUCUCUCGUUUGUGAGUCAAGCGUUCAGAUGAUCGGAUGCUGCACAGACUUUAAUAAACAAAAUGGUAAAAGUAAA